CUCAAUUGCACACACACAGACUCAAGCACAUCAUCAUGGCUCUUCUUGUCGACAAGCAUCGCCCGCGCUCUCUAGAGACUCUGACAUAUCAUCAUGAUCUGUCUGACCGCCUGCGGUCGUUGGCGCAAAGCGGUGACUUCCCACACCUUCUGAUCUACGGCCCCUCCGGAGCAGGAAAGAAGACAAGGAUCACCGCCACUCUGCGCGCACUCUACGGUCCCGGUGUGGAAAAGAUCAAAAUCGACAGUCGAGUCUUCCAGACGACGAGCAACCGCAAGCUCGAGUUCAACAUCGUGUCAUCCAACUACCAUCUCGAGAUAACACCUAGCGAUGUGGGCAACUAUGACCGUGUGGUCGUGCAGGACCUCCUCAAAGAAGUCGCCCAGACACAGCAAGUCGACGUGGCAGCCAAGCAACGCUUCAAGGUCGUCGUCAUCAAUGAGGCCGACCAUCUCACAAGAGACGCUCAGGCUGCUCUGAGAAGAACAAUGGAAAAAUACAGUCCCAACUUGCGCUUGAUUCUUCUGGCCAACAGUACAAGCAAUAUCAUUGCGCCUAUUCGAAGCCGAACCUUGUUGGUCAGAGUCGCUGCCCCAACGGAAGAUGAGAUUUGCACAGUCCUGGCUCAGGUCGGCAAGAAGGAAGGUUACACACGUUGUGAAGGCAUAGAGAAGAGAAUUGCCAGAGACAGCUACCGCAAUCUGCGUCGUGCUCUGCUCAUGUUCGAGGCUGUCCAUGCUCAGAACGACCAAGUCACAGAGAAAACACUCAUUCCACCUCCGGAUUGGGAAGCUCUCAUUUCUCAAAUUGCAGACGACAUCCUUGCCGAACGCAGCCCCGCCCGCAUCUUGCAAGUCCGAGCUAAGCUCUACGAUCUUCUCACCCAUUGCAUUCCCGCCAGCACCAUCCUGAAGACCCUGACCUUCAAGCUGAUACCAAAGAUUGACGACGCCCUUAAAACAGACAUUGUCAAAUGGUCGGCCUUCUACGAGCAUCGUAUCCAGAUGGGCACAAAAUACAUCUUCCACUUGGAAGCCUUUGUGGCCAAGGUCAUGAGAAUCGUUGAGAGCCAUCUCAUGGGUAUGGAUUUCGAUGACUGAGGUCAUGUGCUUCCGAGCGGAAACACGAUCCCUUGUAUCCCAUUCAAGCAUUCAAAGGGCUCUUCGAGCAAUGGAUCAGCUGCAACAAUGCCCGUUUAGCGAUGCCCUUAUACUUGACUCGAUCAUUCCAAACAGGGUAUCACCCUACACGCGCCAACACGUAGCUCGGCCGGCCUUUCUGUGGAAUGCCGCCUAUGCUUUCCGAUAUCGCAACAUUAUCACGAAACAUCUCGUUUUCCACCGGCCGGAGCAUGGACGAUGGGAUACUCUGUUCCACUGACUCGCAAAAGAGACAGAGAACAUGGCUUCUAAUUAGCUUGACGUACAUACUCUUAGUAAUGACAUAAUGACAACGAUUGAGAUGUGCGCUCGAUGUCAAUGAUUCCCCGGCAAAC
This is a messenger RNA of Aureobasidium subglaciale EXF-2481, 1495 nucleotides long. RefSeq lists its product as uncharacterized. The record is from RefSeq and is a predicted model, not a curated record. Gene Ontology annotation, molecular function: DNA clamp loader activity; DNA binding; ATP hydrolysis activity. The coding region runs from base 36 to 1100 and encodes 354 amino acids. Lineage: Eukaryota; Fungi; Ascomycota; Dothideomycetes; Dothideales; Saccotheciaceae. Gene Ontology annotation, biological process: DNA repair; DNA-templated DNA replication. Gene Ontology annotation, cellular component: nucleus; Ctf18 RFC-like complex; DNA replication factor C complex. The transcript has 6 exons.